AUGUUUGAGAUGAAGAGCAGAAGCCUUGAGUGUUUCCUGGGUUUUGUUCAGCCUGGAAUCUGCUGGGAAUCUGACCUCCCUGCAACUGGAGCCUGCCAGUCUUUGGAGCAGCAGAGAGAAGGGACAAUCUCUAGUGGAGUCACCUGUCCAGCUGGCAACGGGCCUCAGCUGACUCUUGCUGGUGGUGUAUGGGCUGGGCAUUUGUGGGGAUCAGUGAGUCCACCUCCAGUUCUCAGGAUAAACAAGCUGCACUGGUUGGCCAAGAUGUUUGCAAGUGCCGUUUCCAUUCAACAGCACAACCCAGAUUUGGGUUUCUGA
Messenger RNA from Rangifer tarandus platyrhynchus (Svalbard reindeer), 318 nucleotides. The record is from the annotation of a GenBank genome assembly. NCBI's taxonomy places the organism in Eukaryota, Metazoa, Chordata, Mammalia, Artiodactyla, Cervidae.